AAUCAUCCCGAUGUCGCAAGCAAAUUGGCUACUUGUCCCUUCAAUGCUCGCCACCAGGUUCCUCGGGCUGAAAUCAGUCAUCAUAUCUCAAGCUGUGAUGACAAGAGUUGUAUUGAGCAGGAUGUGGUCAACCAAACCAGGAACCUUGGACAGGAGACUCUGACUGAGAGCACAUGGCAAUGCCCUCCUUGCGAUGAAGACUGGGAUAAAGAUUUAUGGGAACAAACUAGCACCCCAUUUGUCUGGGGCACAGCCAACUUCUGUGGCAACAACAGUUCUGCAAGCAACAUAGUUAUGGAACAUAAGAGUAACCUGGCUUCAGGCAUGCGAGUUCCCAAGUCUCUGCCAUAUGUUCUGCCAUGGAAAAACAAUGGAAAUGCACAGUAACUGAACAUCUUUCUCAAAUGCCAGAUCCUAGAAGACUCUUGCUUACUCCUGAUACCCAAGGGUUCUUCGUUUUUUCUCCUUAUCUCAUUAUAGAAGAGUAAACUGUGUGACUUUCAAA
Castor canadensis (American beaver) is the source of this 505-nucleotide messenger RNA. NCBI's taxonomy places the organism in Eukaryota, Metazoa, Chordata, Mammalia, Rodentia, Castoridae. The record is from RefSeq and is a predicted model, not a curated record.